AUGCCCUACAGAAGGCCAGGGAUGAGCUGGCAUAUGCUGCAUGAUUACCAGGAGCUGCGGCAUGUCAAGCUGGCCCUGGAUAUUAAGAUCGCCACAUACAAGACGCUGCUGGAGGGAGAAGAGAACAGAUGGGUGCAUCGCCUGCCGGUCGAAAGAUGUGGAGUUAGUAGCUACAGCAGCAGGAGUGUCUGCCACCUGGGUGGAAGCAUAAGAAUUGCCGAUGCUGGGGGUAGCCCUAGUGUUGCUGGAUGCUAUGGGGGUAAUGGCUAUGGUAGCACAGGUUGGGGCAGCGCAGGUUAUGGCAAUUCUGGAGGUUUUAGCAGCAGGGGUAUCCGAGGGGUCAGCAUUGAUGAGUCCCUCUUGAAGCCGCUCUGCGUGGGAGUUGACCCACAAGAACAUCAGGCACGAGAACACGAGAGGGAGCAGAUGAAGACCCUGAACAACCAAUUUGCCUGCUUCAUUGACAAGGUUCGACACCUGGAGCAGCAGAACAAGGUGCUGGAGACCAAAUGGAACCUCUUGCAGCAGUCUGUUCCUCCAGCUCCCCGGAAAAAUCUCGAGCAGUGCUUUGAGAAUUAUAUCUGCAGCCUGAGGAAGCAGCUUGAGGGUUUGUUAAGUGACAAGGAACAACUGGUCUGUGAAGAGUCUGCAUCAAGGAAGCUUGUGGAUGAAUUCAAAUGCAAGUAAGAGAGUCACAAAAAGAAAAGUAGUACUUGUGGCACCUUAGAGACUAACAAAUUUAUGAGCAUAAGCUUUCGUGAGCUACAGCUCACUUCAUCGGAUGCAUCUACCCGGUUCUGUAACACCACAGUUGUUGUGAAAAUGGACAACAGCAGAGACUUGGACACGGACUGCAUAAUCAAGAACGUUGAAGGCUGUUAUAAAGAGAUUGCUCAGAAGAGCAAAGAAGAAGUUGAUGUUUUGUACCAAACCAGGUUCAAGGAGCUUCAGGACAAAAGGGGCAGAUUCUGUGAGGAUCUAGAGAGAAACAAGCAUGAGAUUGCAGAGCUAACCCGCCUGAUCCAGAAGCUGCAGGGUGAGACUGACCAUAUAAAGAAACAGAUUGCCUGUCUGCAAACAGCCAUUUGUGAUGCUGAGCAGCGCGGUGAUUGUGCUCUUAAAGAUGCUCGAGGUAAACACAUGGAACUGCAGAACGCUCUCCAGAAGGCCAAGGAUGAGCUGGCAUGCAUGCUGCGUGAUUACCAGAAGCUCCUGAAUGUCAAGCUGGCCCUGGAUAUCGAGAUCACUACAUACAAGAAACUGCUGGAAGGAGAAGAAAGCAGCGGAGGUAGAACCAGCUCAGGCUCCAUGUCCUGGCCUGCCGGAAGAAGUGAAAGAGGUGGCUUUGGCAGCACUAGUCUCUUUGAGCUGGGUAGAAGUCAAAGAAUUUCCUAUGGUGGAGGCUAUGGUCUUGGACACUCUGGUGCAUAUGGUGGUGGAGUGUAUGGCAACAGUGGAGGCUUUGGCGGCCAUUUCGGUGUUGGCGGUGGUGCAGGUUAUGAUAGCUGUGUAGGCUAUGGCAGUGGAGGCUACAGCACUGGAGGCUACAGAGGUUCCUGUGGCUUCGGAGGUUACUCCCCCUACCAAUUCAGGAGUGGUGUACAUUAUGGCGUCGGAUAUGCAGGUAGAAGUGACGGUAUCCAUGGGGUGUGCAUCCAUCCGGAACUGUUGAAGCCUCUCACUGUGGGGGUUGACCCAGAAGAACAUAAAAUACGAGCACAUGAGAAGGAGCAGAUAAAAUGUCUCAAUGACCAGUUCGCCUGCUUCAUUGACAAGGUCCGUUGCCUUGAGCAGCAAAACAAGGUGCUGGCAACCAAAUGGGAUCUCUUGCAGCAGCAUGCUGUACCAGCAAGGAGAGACCUUGCACCUAUUUUCGAGAAUUACAUCUGCCAACUGAAGAAGCAGCUGGAAUGUUUGUUACAUGACAGGGUGAGACUGGAAGAUGAAGAAAAGACCAUCCAGGACUUGGUCCAUGAGUACAAAAGCAAAUAUGAAGAGGAAAUCAACAAACGCACGCACGCAGAGAAUGAGUUUGUGGUGCUCAAGAAGGAUGUGGACUGUGUCUUCAUGACCAAGGAGGAGCUGGAGGCCAAGUUGCUGCAGUUGAGGCAGCACUUUGAGUUCCUGAAAUGCAUCUUUGUUGAGCUUUACUUACAGGUUCAGAAUUUGGCCAAAUAA
Dermochelys coriacea (leatherback sea turtle) is the source of this 2178-nucleotide messenger RNA. Its product is annotated as keratin, type II cytoskeletal-like. Gene Ontology annotation, cellular component: keratin filament. Gene Ontology annotation, biological process: keratinization; intermediate filament organization. The record is from RefSeq and is a predicted model, not a curated record. NCBI's taxonomy places the organism in Eukaryota, Metazoa, Chordata, Testudines, Dermochelyidae. Gene Ontology annotation, molecular function: structural constituent of skin epidermis.